Messenger RNA from Cygnus olor (mute swan), 2529 nucleotides. RefSeq names its product NAD(P)HX dehydratase (gene NAXD). The transcript has 12 exons. Gene Ontology annotation, molecular function: ATP-dependent NAD(P)H-hydrate dehydratase activity. Gene Ontology annotation, biological process: metabolite repair. The record is from RefSeq and is a predicted model, not a curated record. NCBI's taxonomy places the organism in Eukaryota, Metazoa, Chordata, Aves, Anseriformes, Anatidae. The coding region runs from base 75 to 2273 and encodes 732 amino acids.
GCGUAGGCCGGCCCUGCCCUGCCCUGCCCGGCACGGCUCGGCCCCGGCGCGGCGCGGAGGCGGAAGCCGAGCCCAUGAGUUGGGUGCGCCGCUUGCCUGCGCGCUCGGCGGCGGCGGCGGCUGGCGGCAGCCCCGCGCUGCGGCGAGGUGACCGCAGCGGCGGCGCCGGGAAAAGUUUUGCGUGCGGGCGGCGGCCCGGGCUGGGAUGCGGGUCCCGGGGCUCGGCUCCCCGGCGCUUCCCGGGCCGGGGCUGGUGCAGGCGCCCCCUGGGAGAGCGGCGAGCGGGCACUGAGCCCCCUCCCUCCUCCCCUCCGUCCCUCCCUCUCCCUGCCUUCCCCUCCCGUCCCUCCCUCUCCCCGGUGCGCGGCCAUUGCAGUGACCCCGGCCGGCCGAGGAUGAUCACGAGCACGCGGGGCUUCCUCUGGUCGGACCUGGAGACGCGGGCGCUGCUGGAGAUCUGGGGCGAGGCGGACGUGCAGUCGGCGCUGGACGGCAACUUUCGGAACAGCCAUGUGUACCGGGACGUGGCGUGCCGCCUGGCCGAGCUGGGCUUCGAGCGCACCCCGGAGCAGUGCCGCAUCCGCAUCAAGGGCCUCAAGCGGCAGUACUACCAGGCCCGGGACGGGCUGAAGAAGAACGGGCACGCCCGCAAGAUCUGCAAGUACUACGACGAGAUGGACCGCAUCCUCAGCUGCAGGGGGGGCCCCGACGGAGCCCCCGAGCCCCCCGCCGCCCCGCUGCCCGACGGCCCCCAGCCCGUGGGUCCCCACGGCGGGCCGCCCACGCCGGGCACGCCGCACAACAGCCGCGAGGUCGACACGGAGCUGGACGAGGACGCCGAGCUGGAGUCCCCCCGCGACAACUUCACCGAGGACUCCGGGGAGUGCUCCUCGUACGCCGACCACCCCAUCAAGGUGGAGUGUCCGCCCUUCGCCAUCCCGGUGCCGCCGGGCGACGGCUUUAAAGAAAUAAGCGCUCCUACUGUUACUCCACCUCUCAAUCAGCCCAAAAGAUCAAAAAAACGCCAUGCAAAUUUAACAUUGGAUAAAAUGAUGGAAAAAUUCCUGCAACAGAGCGUGGAUACAGAAGAGAAAUUUUACAGAUACGAAGAGCAGAGGCUCAAAAUUGAGGACAAGCGUCGUGAAGCUGAGCAUGCCCGAGAGCUCCAGAUGUUACAGAUGUUGGGACAGAUGUUGGCAGGAAUUUCUUCUACGGUAUCACAAAGGUCACAAUCUAUACCAGCGAGUCCACCUCAGAGGGCAAACCAUCGCUCAUAUGGGGAUAACUUUAAUUAUAAUGCUGUGACAGCAGCACUUUCUCCACCGAUAGUUAUAGAGAGAACUUUUUCACUGCACCGAACACACACUCUGAAGGAUAUGGAGAAUAUUUUUCAACUGGUGCGCAACGUUAUCCCUCCUCUAACAGGAAAAAGGCAUAAAGGUCAAGAUGGACGUAUAGGCAUUGUUGGAGGAUGUCAAGAAUACACAGGAGCACCAUAUUUUGCUGCAAUUACAGCUCUCAAAGCGGGUGCAGAUUUAUCCCAUGUGUUUUGUACCAAAGAUGCAGCAACAGUAAUCAAAUCAUAUAGUCCAGAGCUGAUUGUUCAUCCAGUCCUUGAUAGUCCGAAUGCUGUCUAUGAGGUGGAGAAGUGGUUACCACGACUGCACUCAGUUGUCAUAGGACCUGGCUUAGGUAGAGAUGAAGUUCUACUUGAGAACGCAAAGGGUAUUAUAGAAAAAUCGAAACUCAAAGGAAUUCCUAUUAUUAUUGAUGCUGAUGGACUGUGGCUUAUUUCCCAGCAGCCUUCUAUUAUUCAAGGCUACCAGCGAGCUAUUCUUACUCCAAACUAUAUGGAGUUUAGUAGACUAUAUGAAGCUAUGCUUAGAGACCCCGUAGACAGUAGUGAUCAUCAUGGAUGUGUAUUAAGACUCAGCCAAGCCAUGGGGAAUUUGACAGUUGUUCAAAAGGGAGAACGAGAUCUUAUUUCAGAUGGAGAUAAAGUACUGGUAUGCAGCCAUGAAGGAAGCAGCCGGAGGUGUGGAGGACAGGGAGACCUCCUUUCUGGUUCUCUGGGAGUCUUAGCGCACUGGGCAUUUAUGGCUGGAGCUGAAAAAACAAAUGGUCAAAAUCCCUUCCUGGUGGCUGCGUUUGGAGCUUGCUCUCUUACGAGGCAGUGUAACAACCAAGCCUUUCAAAAAUUCGGACGUUCAAUGACUGCCUCUGACAUGGUUUCAGAAGUUGGAACAGCUUUUAACAAACUUUUUGAAACCUGAAGCCAAAGCAGCGCAGAAGAAAAGGAAGAACAAUGACUGCAAGAGUAAUUGCAUUUACAGUAGAAUUUAAAUAAGUAAUGCACCCUUUCAAGUGCUGUAGCAGCAUUGGUAUGCUAGGUAGAUUUUUUUUUUAUUUUUAAGAAUAGAAAAAUAUGAUUAAUGUAGAUAUUUUCUAAGAGUUUGGAAUACAAAAAUGUUUUGGCUGAAAUAAGCUGUAGUUGCAGAUCUGUUAUAAUAUAAUAAAACUAAACUGAAA